AUGCCGGUGAAGGGUGAAGUUGAACAAUACUUGGAGAGUGCUACCGAACCCGAGGAUAAUGCAUUUGAUGUUCUUGAUUGGUGGAAAAGAGACAAACAUUACCCUACUUUGAAAAAAAUUGCAAAGGAUAUUCUUGCAAUUCCGGUCUCAUCGGUUGCUUCGGAAAGUGCAUUUAGCAUGGGUGGAAGAGCGGUUAGUGCUCACCGUUCUAGGCUUCACUCACAAACCGUGGAGGCUUUGAUGUGUUUGCAAAAUUGGAUGAUUGAUGAUGUCAAAGACACCCUUGAAGGAACUCAUGUUUGUUCCACUAUUAAUGAAGAUUGUGAGGAUGAUGCGGAAAUGAUAGAUAUUAUUGACAUGGAUGUUGAUGAUAUUAGUAGCGAUGAAGAUUAG
This is a messenger RNA of Beta vulgaris subsp. vulgaris (sugar beet), 393 nucleotides long. Its product is annotated as zinc finger BED domain-containing protein DAYSLEEPER-like. Bases 1 to 393 code for a protein of 130 amino acids. The transcript has 3 exons. The record is from RefSeq and is a predicted model, not a curated record. Lineage: Eukaryota; Viridiplantae; Streptophyta; Magnoliopsida; Caryophyllales; Amaranthaceae. Gene Ontology annotation, molecular function: protein dimerization activity.